Molecule: messenger RNA, 842 nt
Organism: Jatropha curcas
Lineage: Eukaryota; Viridiplantae; Streptophyta; Magnoliopsida; Malpighiales; Euphorbiaceae
Source: RefSeq, a predicted model, not a curated record
AGGAUAUAAUGGUAAAUUAGCAAAUCAAAACCCUAUAAGCUUCGACAAACUUUAAAAAAGGACUAAAUGUGUCCUAAAAUAGGUGGAUUAACACUUAACAGAGCAAAGCUUGAUAUUAGUGCCAAGCAUCCAGAAAAAAAACAGAAAAAACUUUUUUUUCUAAGCUUCCACUUCAUAAUACAGUAUUCGUAAGAAUAGAGAACAUGUGAAAUCAAGCAAGCAAGAGGCAUCAUCAUUGUUAGUGCAUUGAUAAAAAUGGAAGCUCCUGAAUCCCAAGACCCGCAUUUGGCUGCAAAGGAAUCGCGAAUGAAGCGUUAUAAGCCCAUUUGGCGUAUUCUUUUAAUCUCUAAUCUCGCCCUUGGAGUACUUGCAGCUUAUAUGUUCGCAAUGGCAAGAAAGAAAAAUCUGAGUAUGACAGAUAUUAAAACUGCAAAAGAAGGUCAGGAAGACAGCAAAACCUUGGGGGAAGAUCUCUUGGAUUCAACAACUGCCUCAAUUCCUCAGACUCCAUUCGCCUCUAGUGAUAUUCUGAAACCAAAGGAGCCUAUACCUGAAGAUCAGCAACGCGAGCUUUUCAAGUGGAUAUUGGAAGAGAAAAGAAAAGUCAAACCCAAGGACCCCGAGGAGAAGAAACGAAUUGAUGAAGAGAAAGCCAUACUCAAGCAGUUCAUUCGGGCAAAGUCCAUUCCAAGUUUCUAACUGAUGUUUCUGACUCCAAUUUUACUUACAAAUGGUAGCAAAUUGAGAAGGAUUUUUUAUGCUCAUCAAUUGAAGGAUAGAUAUUGUAAAAUAUUUCAUACAAUAUUUGACGCCUCAAUAAAUAUUCUUCCUGUUUUUUUUUA